AUGGAUUGGUUUCACUGCAACCAGUGUUUCAGAAAAGAUGGGGCUCAUUUCUUUGUCACCAGCUGUGGCCAUAUUUUCUGUAAAAAGUGUGUGAGUCCAGAAAAAUGUACUGUUUGUGGAGCUGCUUGCAAGCAUCUGGCUCUUUCUGAUAAUCUGAAACCUCAGGAGAAGAUGUUCUUCAAAAGCCCAGUGGAGACAGCUUUGCAGUAUUUUAGUCACAUCUCUCAGGUGUGGAGUUUCCAGAAGAAACAAACAGAUCUCCUCAUCGCAUUUUUUAAGCAUAGAAUUACAAAGUUAGAAGCAGAUGUGCAGGAGGCCCAGCAAACAGUGGCCAGCCGGGACAAAGAAUUGUCAAUCUUAAAGAAGGAGAAUGGAGAACUAAAGAAGUGUCUAGCUUUUCUAAAGGAAUCUCCAAGUCGGUACCAAGGAAGCAGAUCAACCACACCUCGACCAGUGGGCAUCACCUCCCCAUCACAGUCAGUUACUCCACGACUCAGUUCUCAGCAUAGCAGCAAAGUGGUCAGUCAGUCCUCCUCAGUGGAAUCUAUCCCUUAUAGAGUGGCUGGCUUUGGUAGCUUGGGACAAGGAGUCAGAGGCCUUCAGGGAAGGAGCACUCCCAGAGACUCUUAUACUGAAACCCCUUCACCAGCUUCCACUUACAGCCUGUCUUAUAGACCUUCAUCUGCCUCCUCUGGACAGGGAAUUUUUUCUUUCAGACCAUCCCUAAAUGAUGGGGAUUCAGGCCACACAAGAAUCCUCAGCCCCAACAAUUUAGGUCAGAGGGAGAGCAGAACCACACUACAGAGUCUUCCUGGUCCCCAGCUACCAUUCCUGUAGAUGGUCUACCAACAACAGAGGCAGAUUGGAUUAGCCAGGGGGAGAGAAGCAUGGACCAUCUCCAGAUAG
Molecule: messenger RNA, 906 nt
Organism: Orycteropus afer afer
Lineage: Eukaryota; Metazoa; Chordata; Mammalia; Tubulidentata; Orycteropodidae
Gene: RNF212B
Product: ring finger protein 212B
Biological process (GO): reciprocal meiotic recombination; homologous chromosome pairing at meiosis; protein sumoylation
Cellular component (GO): synaptonemal complex
Molecular function (GO): SUMO transferase activity
Source: RefSeq, a predicted model, not a curated record